CUUAAUCGCUGAUUUAAGUUGUUUGAACCUGGAAAUAAUUGGGUUGAAGUCUAAUUUUCAAUAGAAACAUAAACAAGCCAACACACAAGUCACUGAGAAGCCAUGGGGGAAGAUGAUUCUAACCCAAAAGAUGGAACUUUAAGCAAAUUGGAGGUGGAAGAUGACAAUUUUACGAAGGAUGGGACCGUAGAUUUCAGGGGAAAUCCAGCUAAUAAGAAGGAAACUGGAACCUGGAAGGCCUGCCCCUUCAUUUUAGGAAAUGAGUGUGCUGAAAGAUUGGCUUACUAUGGGAUGGGUACUAAUCUGGUGCUGUACUUCAAGCAUUGUCUAAAACUGAGCAGUGCUAAUGCUACUAAAACCAAUUCGGACUGGGGUGGAACAUGCUACAUCACACCAUUGAUUGGGGCAUUUCUAGCUGAUGCAUAUCUCGGAAGAUUUUGGACAAUUGCCAUUUUCUCAAUCAUUUAUGUUUUUGGGAUGACAUUCCUAACAUUGACAGCAUCAGUACCUGGCCUAAAGCCAACAUGUGAUACAUAUGGUAAUUGCCAUGCAACAGAAGCACAAAAGGCAGCAUGCUAUGUGGCACUCUACAUGAUAGCACUCGGCACUGGUGGGAUUAAGCCUUGUGUCUCAUCCUAUGGAGCAGAUCAGUUUGAUGAUGCUGAUGAGGUUGAGAAGAAGCACAAGGGCUCUUUCUUCAACUGGUUUUAUUUUUCGAUCAAUAUUGGUGCUCUUGUUGCUGCUUCCUUGCUUGUCUGGAUACAAGAUAAUGUGGGUUGGGGAUUGGGUUUCGGAAUUCCAGCAGUAGCCAUGGCAAUUGCUGUUAUAACUUUCUUUUCAGGUAGUCGAUUGUACAGGAACCAAAAACCUGGAGGCAGCCCUCUCACUCGUCUCUGUCAGGUGGUGGUGGCAUCCAUAAGGAAAUAUCAAGUUGAAGUACCAGCUGAUAAGUCUCUUUUAUAUGAGACUACUGAUGCAGAGUCCAGUAUCACUGGAAGCCGCAAGCUCGAUCACACCAAAGAUUUAGGUUUUUUCUUUGACAAGGCAGCAGUGGAGACACAAUCAGACCACAUUAAGGGUUCAGUAAGCCCAUGGAGACUCUGCACAGUGACCCAAGUUGAGGAGCUAAAAGCUAUCAUAAGAUUGCUUCCUGUAUGGGCCACUGGUAUUAUCUUUGCUACUGUUUACAGUCAGAUGAACAAUUUAUUUACUUUGCAAGGUGAUAAAAUGAAUACACACAUUGGGAAUUCUAGCUUCGAGAUCCCACCUGCAUCACUUUCCAUCUUUGACACUCUUAGUGUCAUCUUUUGGGUUCCAAUCUAUGACCUAAUCAUUGUGCCUGUCGCAAGAAAAUUCACAGGUCACAAGAAUGGCCUAACUCAACUGCAAAGAAUGGGCACUGGCCUCUUUAUAUCCAUAUUUGCGAUGGUGUCAGCCGCAGUUCUAGAGUUCAUAAGACUUCGGAUGGUGAGAAGACAUAACUACUAUGAACUUGAUGAAAUGCCAUUGUCAAUUUUCUGGCAAGUUCCCCAAUAUUUCCUCAUAGGGUGUGCAGAAGUCUUCACAUUUAUCGGGCAGUUGGAAUUUUUCUAUGAACAAGCUCCUGAUGCUAUGAGGAGUUUAUGCUCUGCUCUCUCACUCACCACAGUCGCGCUUGGGAACUACUUGAGCUCAUUGCUUGUAACCAUUGUUACUGCUAUAACAGCAACCAGUGGGAAGUAUGGAUGGAUACCGGAUAACUUAAAUCAUGGUCACAUUGAUUACUUCUUCUUGCUCUUGGCAGUGCUGAGUGUGUUAAACCUGGGAGUUUUUAUAUUUGUGUCAAAGUGGUAUACAUAUAAAAAGCCAGUGGGUACUCUUCGUGCUUCUGCUCCAGGAAAGUUAGGUGUUGAUAUAAACUACGGGAAAACAAUAAGCAGAGCAAAGACACAAGGGAAUGACUCUGUUGACACUCUCAGCAUCUGUUUCUGGCCUCAAGCCAACUGUUAUACAAAAGAGAAGUGUCAGCAACAGACACAAAGCGCAAUAAUGUGGGCUGGGGAUGGGGUUUCGGAAUCCAGCAGUGGCCAUGGCAAUAGCAGUGCUGAGCUUCUUUUCAGUUUCUUCGAUAAGGCAGCACAGUGGAACACAACUGAUGAUACUAAGGGCCAUACAACCCAUGGAAACUCUGCACUGGUGCAGCUAUGGAUACUCGUGUUGGCUCCUCUAGCUUCAAGAUCCCCCAGCAUCACUCCAUCUUUGACACCCUCAGUGUCAUUUUUUGGGUCCCAGUAUAUGACAGAAUCAUUGUCCCAGUUACCAGAAAAUCACCGGUCACAAAAAUGGGAACUCAGCUCCAGGGAUGGGCAUUGGCCUCUUAUAUCCAUAUUUGCCAUGAUAGCUGCAGCAACAUUAGAAAUAGUAAGACUUGGAAUUGUGAGAGAGCACAAUUAUUACGAGCUUGAGGAAGUUCCAUUUCAAUAUUUUGGCAAGUUCACAGCAAGCAUAGCUAUGGAAAAGGAUGCUACUUACACGAAGGAUGGGACAGUAGAUUACCAUGGAAAUCCGUCCAACAAGAAGGAAACUGGAACUUGGAAGGCCUGCCCCUACAUUCUAGGAACCGAGUGUUGUGAAAGAUUGGCAUACUAUGGGAUGAGCUCCAACCUUGUUCUUUAUUUCAAGCAUCGUUUAAAUCAGCAUAAUACAAGUGCUGCUAAUAAUGUCUCAAAUUGGGGUGGAACAUGCUACAUUACACCUUUAAUUGGAGCUUUUCUAGCUGAUGCUUAUCUAGGAAGAUAUUGGACGAUUGCCUGUUUCUCAAGCAUUUAUUUGAUUGGAAUGACUCUGUUGACACUAUCAGCAUCUGUUUCUGGCCUCAAGCCAACAUGUUAUGCAAAAGAUAAGUGUCAAGCAACAGAUACACAAAGCGCAGUGUGCUUCAUAGCACUUUACCAGAUAGCUCUAGGAGCUGGAGGGAUUCAGCCUUGUGUCUCAUCAUACGGAGCUGAUCAAUUUGAUGAUGCUGACGAUUCUGAGAAGAAAAGCAAGAGUUCUUUCUUCAAUUGGUUCUAUUUCUCGAUCAACAUUGGUGCUCUUCUUUCUUUUUCUUUGCUGGUAUGGAUACAAGAUAAUGUGGGCUUCGGAUGGGGUUUCGGUAUCUCAGCAGUGGCCAUGGCAAUAGCAGUGCUGAGCUUCUUUUCAGGUACUCGGCUUUACAGGAACCAAAAACCUGGAGGCAGCCCUCUCACACGCAUCUGUCAGGUUGUGGUGGCAUCAUUUAGGAAGUACAAAGUUAUAGUUCCAGCAGACAAAUCUCUCUUGUAUGAGACUGCAAAUGCAGAAUCCAAUAUCAAAGGAAGCCGCAAGCUUGAUCACACAAAUGAUCUUAGUUUCUUCGAUAAGGCAGCAGUGGAGACACAAUCUGAUCAUGCUAAGUGCACAAACAACCCAUGGAAUCUCUGCACUGUGACUCAAGUUGAAGAAACAAAAGCUAUUAUACGUUUGCUCCCAAUAUGGGCCUCUGGAAUCAUCUUUUCCACAGUGUAUAAUCAGAUGGGAACUUUAUUUAUAUUGCAGGGUGCAUCUAUGGAUACUCGUGUUGGUUCCUCUAGCUUCAAGAUCCCACCAGCAUCACUCUCCAUCUUUGACACCCUCAGUGUCAUCUUUUGGGUCCCAGUAUAUGACAGAAUCAUUGUCCCAGUUACCAGAAAAGUCACCGGUCACAAAAAUGGCCUAACUCAGCUCCAGCGGAUGGGCAUUGGCCUCUUCAUAUCCAUAUUUGCCAUGAUAGCUGCAGCAACAUUAGAAAUAGUAAGACUUGGAAUUGUGAGGAGACACAAUUAUUACGAGCUUGAGGAAGUUCCCAUUUCAAUAUUUUGGCAAGUUCCACAGUAUUUCAUUAUAGGAUGUGCAGAAGUGUUCACAUUCAUUGGACAACUGGAGUUCUUCUAUGAACAAGCGCCAGACGCCAUGAGAAGCCUGAGCUCAGCACUCUCUCUGACAACUAAUGCAUUAGGGAACUACUUGAGCUCUUUGCUUGUAACAAUUGUGACCCGUAUAAGUACCAGAAAUGGAAAGCUUGGAUGGAUACCAGAUAAUCUGAACUAUGGCCACCUCGAUUACUUCUUCUGGCUAUUGGCAAUGCUGAGUGUGCUAAAUUUAGGUGCUUUUCUCUUGGUUGCAAAGUGGUAUACAUAUAAAAGGCCAGUGGGAACUCUGCGUUGAUCAUUUAUAUCCCAGCUUGUACAAGUCUUCACUACUUCUCUGAGACUCUGAAGUUAACGACGGGAGAAAUCCUCUAAUGACCACCCUAUUAGCAAUCGAGGAGAAUUGAUCUCUUGAAUAAUACAUUCAAGAGUCUUUAUCGUCUCACCCAGCCACCCAAGGGUUGUUUGAGUCCAAAAUUAAUUUUUUUAAAUUCUAUUUAUUUCAAGAUCAUAAACACUAAAAGUAUUUAUUUAA
Pistacia vera is the source of this 4440-nucleotide messenger RNA. RefSeq lists its product as uncharacterized. The transcript is spliced from 13 exons. Gene Ontology annotation, biological process: oligopeptide transport; transmembrane transport. The record is from RefSeq and is a predicted model, not a curated record. Bases 103 to 4203 code for a protein of 1366 amino acids. NCBI's taxonomy places the organism in Eukaryota, Viridiplantae, Streptophyta, Magnoliopsida, Sapindales, Anacardiaceae. Gene Ontology annotation, molecular function: transmembrane transporter activity. Gene Ontology annotation, cellular component: membrane.